CAAAAAUAUGGCGCCCGAGUGAAGGACGCCGUGUCACUAAAUCUCUGAGAUUCGAUAGAAGUUUUGUAAUUUACUAAAACGAAGCACGUCGACGGAGAUAAAAUGAGUAACCUCUCGCCCUUCGGCGGUGGAAAGAACCCGCCCUGGGUUCGCAAUGCAGGGCAAGGGAUUCAAAACAUUCAGCAACAAAUGUUGGGCCAAGCAAUGGGAAAUAUAGGUGGCCAACCCAUGGUUCAAUAUCAGCAGCAAACUCAGCAAGUAUAUCAACAAAGCUUAGGAUUGCAACAACCGAAUAUAACGAUGGCAUCUAUGGCUACACUAGGCUCAAAUUUGCCAUCGGGUAUAGCAGGACAGUUGUAUCCACAAGUCGCAACGGUUUCGUAUCCAACACCAAGAACGCUGAAUACUAAUGCCUUUCAACAAUCUGUAGCAAACGUUGCUCAACAGGUGCAACAAAAUGUACCUGCAUCGUCUACAAAGCAAAGAGUAUUUACGGGUACGGUGACUAAAGUUCAUGACAACUUUGGUUUUGUAGAUGAAGAUGUUUUCUUCCAACCAAGCGCCUGUGUAAAAGGGUCCAGUCCAGUAGUAGGUGAUCGCGUACUUGUAGAAGCAUCUUAUAAUCCCUCUAUGCCGUUUAAAUGGAAUGCCACUAGAAUACAAGUCCUCCCUAUGGGAAAUAGUACUAAUAACACGCAAAACCAGCAAGCCAACCAAAACAAUCGUUCACAACCUAAUCGGCCUGCUGGAACGUACAAUGCUGUGCCACCUCCUACAGAAAACACCAAUAAUAGGUUUACAACUAGCACUACCAGUAGCAAUACAACUGCAAGUAAUAGAACCAAGGUUGGGAGAACUAGGGAGCGGUCCCCUCGUGAUCGCCGAAAUGAGGAAGAAGAAGUUGAAAGAAAGAGGCGUAGGGAGGAACGAAUACGGGAACGAGAAAAGAAAGAGGAACGUAGUCCUUCAAGAACAAGAAGGAGUAAAUCGCCGAGGCCACGUCGUAGAACGAGAGUAGUGCCGCGAUACAUGGUACAAAUACCAAAGAUAGCGCUCGAUUUACCUGAAGCAGAUGUUCUGGAAAUAAGAAGACGCUAUCAAAACAUGUACAUUCCUAGCGACUUUUUUUCUACGAACUUCAGAUGGGUCGAUGCCUUCCCACCUCAUAUGCCAUUUACGCUCAAUAAGCCGUGUUCCUUCCACGUCAUGCAUAAAGAUGUUGAUCCUUACUUUGAGAAUACAGCUGUGCUAGAACCACCAGAUGCGGAUUACUUAUUCUCGGCAAAGGUAAUGCUUAUUUCAAUGCCUGCCAUGGAAGAAAUAUAUAAACGAUGCUGUGGUGUUACCGAAGACCGCGAUCCUGAUCGAGAUUAUGUCCACCCUACUCGUCUAAUAAAUUUCCUGGUGGGUUUACGAGGAAAAAAUGAAACUAUGGCAAUCGGUGGUCCGUGGAGUCCAUCUCUAGACGGUCCUAAUCCAGACAAGGAUCCAUCCGUCCUUAUCAGAACGGCGGUCAGAACCUGCAAGUCUCUCACCGGCAUAGACUUGUCCAGCUGCACCCAAUGGUACCGCUUCCUGGAACUCUACUACAGACGAGCUGAAACUACCCACAAGUCGGGCCGGGUGGUACCCUCUCGCGUUGAAACCGUCAUACUAUUUCUCCCAGAUGUUUGGAGCUGUGUGCCGACCCGGCUGGAAUGGGACGGGCUGCACGUCAACUAUAAGAAGCAGCUGGAGCGAAAGUUGAUGCGCGCCACCUCUAACCCCGACGAUUCGGACGCUGCCAAUGACACUGAUGAGGCUGCCGUCGCUGAUCAAAAGGACGAAUCCCUGCCUGAGAAGAAGGACCCCACUCAUUACUCCGAGCUGGAUCCUAAAUCCAUGAAUGUGAACGAGUUACGUCAAGAACUUGCUGCUCGUAACCUGAGUUCCAAAGGGCUGAAGUCUCAACUACUUGCGAGACUUUUGAAAACCGUUAAGUCGGAACAGGCGAAAGAAGAGGGACGACAGGAUGAAGCGGAAGAGAACGAGGUAGAAGCUUCUCCUCCAAAAGACGAAUUAAAGGAUGAGAAGAAAAUAAAGGAUUGUAAAGAGCACGACGAAGACAAGAAGAAAAUCUACGAGAGGGAACGCGCUCUUCUCGAGAAACGAUACACCCUUCCGGAAGCUUCGCAUAUUAUUGUACAUCCUUCGAGAACGGCCAAAAGUGGAAAAUUUGACUGUACGGUAAUGUCUCUUAGCGUCUUGUUGGAUUACAGACCAGAGGACACGAAGGAACACUCCUUCGAAGUGUCUCUCUUUGCCGAGCUGUUCAACGAAAUGCUUAUGCGGGAUUUUGGCUUCCGCAUAUAUCGCUCGCUAUGCAGCCUUCCGGAAAAGCCGAAGGAAAAGGACGAAGAUAAGAACAAGAACAAGAAGGACGACAAGAGGGAAGAAAAGAAGGACGAGAAGAAAAAGGAUGACGAGAAGAAAAGUAAUAAGAAGGAUGACAAACGUGAGGAGAAAAAGAGAGAAGGCAGUAAGGACAAGAAAGACGACGCCAAAACUAAACUGGAUGACAAGGAUAAAGAAAAGGAGAAGAAUGAGGAUGAAGACGAAGACGACGAAGAAGAAUCCGAGGACGACGACUCUUUGAAAGAUGGCAAGAAAGAUCGCGAUAAGGAUGGAAAAAGAAGAAAAGCGAAGCUUUAUACUCACGAUCCUUACCUUCUCCUGUCUUUUGUAUACUUCGAUCAGACUCACUGUGGAUACAUCUUUGAUAAGGACAUCGAAGAAUUAAUCUACACGCUAGGCUUGAAUUUAUCGAGAGCUCAAGCACGCAAAUUGGUACAGAAAGUGGUCACCAGAGAUUCGUUACAUUACCGAAAGUUAACGGAUAAAUCUAAAGAAGACGACCCCAAAGAAGACAAGAGGGAUGAGGGUAUCGAAUGUGGAGGUAAAACCGAAGGGGAUGAGGAGGUCUUACGGUCGUUAGCUCUAGGAAACAAGAAAUUGUUACCUGUGUUCGUGGAUAGUGGCCCGCCGUCGAAAAGGGCACGACGCGAGGACAGCACGAAUCAUCAAAACGAGGGUGAGAUUCCUACUGACGGAUUCGUUAUGUACAAAGGCUCUCUACUGGACGUAGAAAAACUGAUAAGUCAACUGAGGAGAUCCGAGAAAGCCCGGUUAGACACGGAGGAUCGAAUGAUGGAGUUACAGCACGAAUUAACAGUAGUCAAUGACAAGUCGAAUAAACAGACCAGUUCUAUUAAAGAUCUUUCUGACGAUCUAAGAUUGUACAAAGACAAAUUAAGAAAUACGGAUGAGAAACUAAAGAAGACCACGACCGAGUCUCAUACGUACCUCACCACCCUGAAGAGCAUUUACCACACGGCGGCCAAAGUCGUACAAGGCGACUCGAAGAAGGUGGAAAUAGUAGAAAUUACCGAUGAAAAAAGCGGAGCAGCCGAAAUGAAUGGCUCGCAGGCGGAAUGCAAAUCGAAAACUGACACGAGAUGGAGCGACAAUAAGGCUACGAUAAAGAAAGAGCUUGCCGAGGCCGAGAAAGAGAAGAAGUGUGAAAAUAAGGUCCUUGUUAAGAAGGAGCCCGUUGAGGUCGAUAAAGAAAAAAAUAAAUAGCCCACAUAGGUUGUAUUUAUUAUUUAUGUUCCGCCGAGAAAAAAGGUACUGUCGUAACAUUCUAAUUGCUCCAUAGCCAAUAAUGUGUGUGCUUAACGACAGUAGUGACUAUCAAAGUGGAGGGACGAGAAUUGGUUCAACAGUCGAAGAUAACUCCGUGUGUUUAAUGUUAGUCUUCUUCUUUUUUUUUUUUUUUGCAAUGUUUCCAUUCGGUUUCUUUGAUAGAAUAUUGAGCGUGCAUAAGUACAUUGCCGCCAUACGUAAGUGCCGCCGAAAGUAACGCGUUCGUUGUUGAUGUGUCGGGUAAUAGGAAAGUACUCAAUUGCAAUAUUAUUCUCCGUCUCGAAUUUUUAUCUUGGAUUUGUGUAUAUAAAAGGGAAGUUUUUGAACAGAUUCUUAAAAACUCAGCUUGAGUGAAUCGUAGCUUAGCUGGUCGGUAUCAAUCCAUUUAAUAUAAACUUUCUAGCCAUUUGAAAAUUGUCAAUUUAGCGGCCUUCCUUGUAUACACUCUGGAUGAGUCGUAUAUUGAGUUAUUGAAAUACAUGUAAUUUUUCGACGUAAUGCGUGCACCGAACGUCUAAAUUACCACUGCAAUAAAUAUUCGCACUAUGAUUCAAUAUUGACAACUGAUUGGUACUCUACUUGAUUUCUUUUUUUUUUUUUUCAUUCUGUUGAUACUUAAAAAUACGUACAUUUUCGUACAUAAAAACUAAAGCACGAAAAUAAACGCGGAAUAGAACUCCAUUGACAUGGGCGUGAUUUCGGUGGAAAUAUUUUGUUUGCUUUUAGUGAAGAAAUGUGAAGAAAAUAGUGAGAAUCGAUUCUCGUAAAUGAAUUUCAAUAUACAGGAAGAAAGUUGGAAAAAAAAAUGUAUCGUUUACUAGUGACCCCUUUAAUGACACUCUGCUGUUAAAAUAACAUUGCGUUGUUCGGUAUAAGUGUAUGUACUCAUGUCCAAUUUUUAUUUCUAAGUUCGGUGAUUGUACAUGUACCAACACUGAAUCAUCUCGUAAAAGUAAACAAAAAAAAAUCUUAAUAAAAUUUUCUAAUAGAUGUUUUCUAAAAGCUUAAGCAGAUGCGACACGUGUAACAUAUGUUAAUUAUAUAUAUAUACAUAUUUAAUACCAAGCUCAGUUAAAAUCAUCCCGGUGCACAUAUAGUGUAAAGUUGUUACUCCGGCGCAGUUUGAAUAUUACUUUACAUUGCGGGAAGAGUUACCGAAUCUCUAUAGGGUUAAAGAUUUAAACCGAUGUGUACAAUGAAUUUUCCAUGAGUUCUCAAGACGUCAAUUAUAAGAACCUGUUAUUAGUUAAAGUCAAUUCAAUUAAACUGAUAUAAUGCAACUGCGUA
This is a messenger RNA of Orussus abietinus, 4968 nucleotides long. RefSeq names its product cell division cycle and apoptosis regulator protein 1. The record is from RefSeq and is a predicted model, not a curated record. Bases 103 to 3618 code for a protein of 1171 amino acids. Gene Ontology annotation, biological process: regulation of DNA-templated transcription. Gene Ontology annotation, cellular component: nucleus. The transcript has 15 exons. Lineage: Eukaryota; Metazoa; Arthropoda; Insecta; Hymenoptera; Orussidae.